AUGUCUCCCAACACUACCAUCCCUGGUCUCAAAACACCACCAUCCCAGGUGUCCAAACACUACCAUCCCAGAUCUCCCAACACCACCAUCCCAGGUCUCCCAACACCACCAUCCCAGGUGUCCCAACACUACCAUCCCAGAUCUCCCAACACCGCCAUCCUAGGUCUCCAAACACUACCACCCCAGGUGUCCCAUCAUCACCAUCCCAGGUCUCAGAACACCACCAUCCCAGGUCUCCCAACACUACUAUCCCAGGUCUCCCAGCACCACCAUCCCAGGUCUCACAACAUCACCAUCCCAGGUCUCCCAACACUACCAUCCCAGUUCUCCCAACACUACCAUCCCAGGUCUCCCAACACCACCAUCCCAGGUCUCCAAACACUACCACCCCAGGUGUCCCAUCAUCACCAUCCCAGGUCUCAGAACACCACCAUCCCAGGUCUCCCAACACUACUAUCCCAGGUCUCCCAGCACCACCAUCCCAGGUCUCACAACAUCACCAUCCCAGGUCUCCCAACACUACCAUCCCAGUUCUCCCAACACUACCAUCCCAGGUCUCCCAACACCACCAUCCCAGGUCUCAAACACUACCACCCCAGGUGUCCCAUCAUCACCAUCCCAGGUCUCAGAACACCACCAUCCCAGGUCUCCCAACACUACUAUCCCAGGUCUCCCAGCACCACCAUCCCAGAUCUCCCAACACUACCAUCCCAGGUCUCCCCAACCACCCAGGUCUCCCAACACCACCAUCCCAGGUGUCCCAACACUACCAUCCUAGGUUUCACAACACCACCAUCCCAUGUCUCCCAACACUACCAUCCCAGGUGUCCCAACACUACCAUACCAGGUCUCCCAACACCACCAUCCCAGAUCUCCCAACACUACCAUCCCAGGUCUCCCAACAUUACCAUCCCAGGUCUCCCAACACCACCAUCCCAGGUCUCCCAACACUACCAUCCUAGGUUUCACAACACCACCAUCCCAUGUCUCCCAACACUACCAUCCCAGGUCUCCCAACACCACCAUCCUAGGUCUCCCAACACUACCAUCCCAGACCACUACCGUCUCUGA
Messenger RNA from Haliotis rubra (blacklip abalone), 1071 nucleotides. RefSeq names its product putative protein FAM47C. The record is from RefSeq and is a predicted model, not a curated record. The coding region runs from base 1 to 1071 and encodes 356 amino acids. NCBI's taxonomy places the organism in Eukaryota, Metazoa, Mollusca, Gastropoda, Lepetellida, Haliotidae. The transcript has a single exon.